CCGGCCUUCACUUCUCUCAGUGCGUAUUCAGAACUAUUACUGUAUUCUCAUUGAUCCCCCUGGAGUUGUAAAAAACCCAUAAAGGCAAAAUAUUAUAUUUUCAUCGGCAGCACAUGUGCAUUAAUUACAUCAUCAUAAAUUAAGUACAUCAGGGUCCAUGAUCAGAAAAAGCGUAUACCCAUUAAACCUCGCCAGAUGGGGCUUGUCCCAAAAUAAAAAUUUUAUUUUUGUCUCGUUUCGAAAUUUCAUUUUUAUUUUGGCUGCUAUAUGCUUCAAGCACAUAUUUGCUUACUGUAUAUAGUUUGCCUAUGCAUUUUACUCAUUAUAUAUAUAUUUUUUUAUAUAUUGUAUUUCUCCAGUCACUACAUAUACGAUUGUCACUUGUAUUAUGAUCAUGUCUCAAGCAUUGUAAAUUUGUUUUGUAUAUUAUUCCAAUAAAUGCAAAAAAAUCCUGCAAAAAAAGCCACAUCACCACAUAGUUGAACCAUUCCAACUAUUUAUACGAUCAAUACGAUCGCCUCGACUGAUCUGAUACGAUUAAUUAUUCCGCGAUUAUAAUUAAGGCCCUUGGAACCGGGGGUGCAAAGCACCCCCAAGAUUUUACAAUGGGGUGCGGCGUGCAUUAUUUUCCAUGUAGGCAGCUCCCCCUGGGAUUCUGGUAUAGGUGUCGAAUUUGAUAAAUGUAGGAAAAUUACCAACAUUUUGUAUUGGAACCUUUUUUAAUGUUUUUCUUUUGCUUUGUCAAAUUUUCCUCAGCACCGCCACCAAAAAAAAAAAUCGUGACAGUGUGAACUUGGCACUUUUUUUUCAAUCAUAAAAAAUGAUUAUAUUAUUUUCCCGCAUGAGUUUUGAAAUAUUGACACGUACGCCAGAAUCUCUUUGGUCCUAAUAUGAAGCAUAAAUUUCCACGUCUAUAAAACAACAGUUAUCAUUCGUUUUUCCUAUAGUUAUAGCAGGGAAAUGGGAGUUACAAUUCCAUUGAUAAAUAAGUCUAAAAUGUUAUGCCAAUCAAGAUGCAAGUCCCGGAUGCAAGUAAUGUCUUUGUCCUGCUCAUGUUGCAGUCAUUCACAUUUUUUCAACGGUUGAACUGCUCGUGCACACUCUGUAUGCGUAUAGGCCUUUCCCGGAGGCCUUUCUUCCUCUCAUUUGUUAUAAAAUUUCAUCUUUUUAUCAAUUCUUUCUACUUGUUUACUGUCUAUGAAGGGGUAGCAAGUUGAUCUCCCAUGGGGUGCCCCUAUCUAUUGCUGCAUCAUUUGUAUCCAUUUCUCUUUGACCAUCCAUUUCUUGGGAAAAUACAUCAAUUGGAUGAUCCAUUUAUAUAUGCCUAUCCAUCAAUUCUUUCAGUCAUCCAUCCACCGGUCGUGCUGAUGGUUUGAUUAUAGCAUGGACGUAAUAGGUCCAUGAUUGUAUAAAGUAUAAAGCGCCCUACUAUAUCAUUAUAGGCUACCCCCACCCCCUCCCCAUACUACAUAAAAACUCGGCGACCCAUGUACACAUUUCAAAGCAGACGUAAUGUACAUGCACAAUUCCCUUGUACAUGUUGCACCUUGCUGCUUCUCCAGGUUUGCUUAGUCUUCUUUCACAUACGUUGUUGCACUUUGCCCCACGGCGUGCCUUGUAAAGUUCUGUUGUAAGACUCUACAUGCUGGUCGGCCCUGGAAAUCACAACUCUGAAGCACGUGCACCGCGCAAUACUCAACUUCUCAUUUUUCCAUAUCUCGAUGCAAGCUUUCUUGUGUGGAUGCAAAAAUAAGAGUUUUCCCAGAAAUCUUGUCCCUGACGUCAUGUCUGCCCCCCCUCAUUUUUUGACUCAUGACGCCUUUACUCUGCUUGUUCGACCUUGAGCCGUUGGUCCCCUGGUUGCUUGCUCACAGGCAUUCGUGCUUUCUUAGCAGUCAGGUAAAAACCUCGGCACAGAAAUAACAGAAAUUAGCAACUUGAUGCGUACGUUGGUCACAUUCAUGCUAUCACGGUCUACACAAUGUAGACUACACGUACGUACUUCGCAUCAACAGGUUUCUCAGCUCACCUUUUGACCUCGCGAGUUCAAUCUAAACAAACGAAGAGUAGUCAAGUGUUGCAUUGGGAUUGUAUCUUCGUUAUGUUUUACUACAGGCCUAUAUUUAACCCCGCAUUGGGGUUGCAUCUUCAUUAUGUUUUACUAUAGGCCUAUAUUUAACCCCGCAUUGGGGUUGCAUAUUCGUUAUGUUUUACUAUAGGCAUAUAUGAUUGCAUCUUCGUUAUGUUUUACUAUAGGCCUAUAUUUAACCCCGUAUUAAACAAACCCUGUUUUAUAUCGUAGAACCUGCUCUGAAAGUAAUCGUUUUUCUCUUCGCCCUUUCCCUUCAUGCUUGGCUGUAGACAGAAUGGUGGUGGCCGUCUGUUUAGAGUUUUAAAUAUUUUUGGGCUAACUUUUUUUUCCAAUUUCUCCUCUGUACUUUGCGAGUGGAUCUAAAUAAUCUGAAACUGACUGAAACAUUCAGGAAAGAUAAAAAAAACACCAAAAUAUCAAAUUAGGGUAUGUUGUAUCCAUAUCCCUUUAUGAUGGCUCUCCUGAUUCUCUUUCACCAAUCCACUUCUUUCUUUCUUCUCUCUCCUCCCUCCCCCUUUCCUUUGGGGAGGGCCAAGGAGUCAGUAUACAGAGUAUACAUACAGUGAGCUGCGCUAUAGCGCCUCGCUGUAGUUCCCGUAUAUGUAUCACGCCAAGCUAUACAUGAAGGGAAAGGUGCAUAAAAGAGCUACAAUCCACAUGAAUAAAGAUCAAACUCGGAACUCGGCCCUUGCCCAUCUCUGGGAUUCUCGUAUCUCUUUUAGUCUUGGAAUACUUUCAGAUUCAUGACAUGAGAGUCCGAAAGUAAGCCGUAUUGGGCAAUCCUUUGCUUCGUCAUUCACGUCAGAUAAUCAACGUGUCUGAAUCCUUUUUCACGCGUACGAUACAUUUAUGGAUAUAGCUCAAUAUAGUAUUCUUAUCCUGUGUGUGCUAUCGCAAAUAGUGGAUUAUAUCUGAAACUAAUGCAGAGCGCAAGCAUGUCGCUAGCCGCCUAGCAUCGGCUCAUUGAGCUUGCACGCACCGUUCGAUGUUUGCUUUCUACUCAGCUACACACACAGAGUACUGCACUUUGUUGAUACGGGGAUUUCUUGAUACUGCGCAUGCGCCAUGACGUAUUUCAUCAAUAUGCAUGAGUCGUAAUGAAUAUGCAUGAUUCGAACGGUGUUCUAAUAUCAAUUUAUUUUUUAACCCGAGAGGGCGUCAAUAAGAAAGUUCAAACUUUUAUCGUUUAACCGAGAUUUGUUAUAAUAUAUGUUUCACCCCUCAAUAUCAUGAGAAUAUAAAAGUUAUGCAAGUUUCUUUUCCGUGAUAAAAUAGAGCAAUAAUAUAGGUAUUUAAUGAAUGUAAUAAUUUCAAAAUUGAUUCAUUGCCCUUGUCUGAGAUCAACCAAUCAUACACUAUACCUUUAAUAAUCAAAUGUUUUAAUGUUUAUUCUACUUAAAACAUAAUCGAUGGCAGCAGGAGCAAAUGUUGGUCGUGAUGAGGCGUAUACCACCAUCAACAAUGCUGCAAUUGCAGUCACCACCACCACUGCUGCCACCACCAUCAGUGCUACUAAUGCCACCACCACCAAGUCUGCUUCUGCCACUGCCAUCACCAUUGCCACCGCCACUACCAAGACCACUCCUGACACUAAGCCCCCAAGUCCUCAACUGACCAGAUAUUUCAGCUGGAGAAGGAUAGACAAGGAACUUCAAAGCCAGGGCUUGCCGGUCUCCUACAAUAAGAAAAAUGCCAAGGGCCCAUCUAAUGAACUUGUUGCAGAAUAUUUGGCCACAGUUGUAGAAAAGCAGAGACUAACAUGCAGCCACAGGUGAGGCUUUGUCCACAUUUCCAGAAAGACACAAGAUAGUAUCAGAAAGCCAUGCCAAAAUCAACGACUGAAGGGUUCGGAGAGCCAUUCAAAGAGCCUAGAAAUGUGAUAUCACCUGUACUUCAAUCACAUGAACAGCAGCAGGAGCAACAACAACAGCAGCAUAAACAAUUUCUGCAGGAGGUGCAAAAACCACACCGGCAACCUCAACAACAUCAAGAUGUCCAACAACCACUCCGGGAACAUUAACAGCAACCACAACUUCAGCAAGAGUUUCAACAAACACAUCAGCAAAAACCAACAGCAGCAGCAACAACAGCACUUAUGAAAUGAAUUUAAUUAAAACUCAAAAGCCAAUGAGGAAACAUCUUUUACAAAAUGAGACAUCAUUUGUUCAUUCUUUUACAGGAUAAAGGAAAGCUUUUUUGAAAGUGUAAAUUUGCAGGAACGCAAUGUAUGUUCCCUCUGUAUCUAUUUAUUGAAAUAAAUUUGACUUUAAAAAGAA
This is a messenger RNA of Lytechinus pictus (painted urchin), 4368 nucleotides long. RefSeq lists its product as uncharacterized. Lineage: Eukaryota; Metazoa; Echinodermata; Echinoidea; Temnopleuroida; Toxopneustidae. The record is from RefSeq and is a predicted model, not a curated record. Bases 3502 to 3867 code for a protein of 121 amino acids. The transcript is spliced from 3 exons.